This is a messenger RNA of Apaloderma vittatum (bar-tailed trogon), 1319 nucleotides long. It is a transcript of the gene PSMC1, whose product is annotated as proteasome (prosome, macropain) 26S subunit, ATPase, 1. Lineage: Eukaryota; Metazoa; Chordata; Aves; Trogoniformes; Trogonidae. Gene Ontology annotation, biological process: proteasome-mediated ubiquitin-dependent protein catabolic process. Gene Ontology annotation, cellular component: proteasome regulatory particle, base subcomplex. Gene Ontology annotation, molecular function: ATP binding; proteasome-activating activity; ATP hydrolysis activity. The record is from RefSeq and is a predicted model, not a curated record.
GGUCAAAGUCAGAGUGGAGGACAUGGUCCCGGUGGUGGCAAGAAGGAUGACAAGGAUAAGAAGAAGAAAUAUGAACCUCCAGUUCCAACCAGAGUGGGGAAAAAGAAGAAGAAAACAAAGGGACCAGAUGCUGCCAGCAAACUCCCCCUGGUGACUCCUCACACACAGUGCAGACUCAAAUUGUUGAAGUUGGAGAGAAUUAAAGAUUACCUCUUAAUGGAGGAAGAAUUUAUCAGAAAUCAAGAACAGAUGAAACCUUUGGAAGAAAAGCAAGAGGAAGAAAGAUCAAAGGUGGAUGAUCUGAGGGGAACACCGAUGUCUGUGGGUACCUUGGAGGAGAUCAUUGAUGACAACCACGCUAUCGUGUCCACGUCAGUGGGAUCGGAACAUUACGUCAGUAUUCUGUCUUUUGUGGACAAGGAUCUGCUGGAGCCAGGCUGCUCUGUUUUGCUAAAUCAUAAGGUUCAUGCUGUGAUAGGAGUCCUGAUGGAUGACACAGACCCUCUAGUUACUGUGAUGAAAGUGGAGAAAGCUCCUCAAGAAACAUAUGCUGACAUUGGCGGCCUUGACAACCAGAUUCAAGAAAUCAAGGAGUCUGUGGAGCUUCCUCUCACCCAUCCUGAAUAUUACGAAGAGAUGGGUAUAAAGCCACCCAAAGGAGUCAUUCUGUACGGCCCCCCUGGCACAGGUAAAACUUUACUAGCCAAAGCAGUGGCAAACCAAACUUCAGCAACCUUCUUGAGAGUGGUUGGUUCGGAGCUGAUACAGAAAUAUUUGGGUGACGGUCCGAAGCUUGUGCGCGAACUGUUCCGUGUGGCUGAAGAGCACGCUCCGUCGAUUGUCUUCAUCGAUGAAAUCGAUGCCAUCGGGACAAAGAGGUACGAUUCAAACUCAGGUGGCGAGAGAGAGAUCCAGCGCACAUUGAACCAGCUGGAUGGGUUUGACUCUCGAGGGGAUGUUAAAGUUAUCAUGGCUACAAACAGAAUAGAAACACUGGACCCAGCUUUGAUUAGGCCAGGACGUAUUGACAGGAAAAUAGAGUUCCCUCUACCUGAUGAAAAGACCAAGAAACGAAUCUUUCAGAUUCACACAAGUAGGAUGACGUUGGCAGAUGACGUGACUUUGGAUGAGCUGAUUAUGGCAAAAGAUGACCUCAGCGGUGCAGAUAUUAAGGCAAUUUGUACAGAAGCUGGACUGAUGGCGUUGAGGGAACGGCGAAUGAAAGUAACAAAUGAAGACUUCAAAAAGUCUAAAGAGAAUGUUCUCUACAAGAAGCAGGAGGGAACCCCCGAGGGACUGUAUCUUUAAGCCAUCUGUCU